Meira miltonrushii is the source of this 1404-nucleotide messenger RNA. RefSeq names its product alpha-ketoacid dehydrogenase kinase. NCBI's taxonomy places the organism in Eukaryota, Fungi, Basidiomycota, Exobasidiomycetes, Exobasidiales, Brachybasidiaceae. The transcript is spliced from 3 exons. The record is from RefSeq and is a predicted model, not a curated record. The coding region runs from base 1 to 1404 and encodes 467 amino acids. Gene Ontology annotation, biological process: protein phosphorylation; regulation of glucose metabolic process. Gene Ontology annotation, cellular component: mitochondrion. Gene Ontology annotation, molecular function: pyruvate dehydrogenase (acetyl-transferring) kinase activity.
AUGGAUCUCGGUCGCCAUUUCUAUCUCAAUAAGGUGUUGGAACAGUAUGCUGCAAGACCCGCUACUCGAAUGACAUUACGCCAACUCGUCUUCUUUGGACGUACAUUAGGCAGGGAUCGCGAGAAGAUCUUGAAGAGCGGCAAUUAUGUUCGUCAAGAGCUAGCUGUGCGCAUUGCACAUCGCAUUCGUGAUCUACAAGCAUUGCCAUUCGUUGUGAUGACUAACAAGCAUCUAGAAGAAGUAUAUGAAAAGUAUUGGACCGCAUUUGAAACUUUUCGAAAAGUACCUAAUAUUCGAACGAUGGAAGAUAACGAAGAAUUUUGUGCAACAUUGAAACGAUUAUUGGAUGAUCAUUUGACAAUCAUUCCUUCUCUCACAAUUGGUAUUGUGGAAUCCUCACAUCAUUUACCUUCCGAUCAGCUGGAUGGCUUUAUGGAACGAAUGCUUCGAAGUCGAAUUUCCCGGAGAGUCUUGGCGGAACAGCACAUUGCUCUCUCUGAAGCACUGGACGACCCUUUCCACUUCUUCAACGAUUCUGCAUCGUCGCAUGAAUCAAGUGCCAAUAGCGGAGAUGGUGAUCACAUUGGUAUCAUCUAUACAAACUUGAAAGUAUCGAGCGUGAUCAGCAAGGUUGUAGGUCUUCUGACCAAAAUCUUCCAGGAUGAAGUGCAAGCCGGAAUUAGGACGGGAGACGCGGCUGUAAUACCGAGUGUGGUGAUUGAUGGCGCUCUUGAUACUCGAUUCGCAUACAUUCCAGAACAUCUCGAAUACAUCUUUUUUGAGCUCCUCAAGAAUUCCAUGACGGCAGUCAUGCGUCAACCUCUUUCAGCGCGUGAUCCUGUCACGAUUCGUGCGACUAUUGUCGAAGGGCCACCUGACGAAGAUUUGAUCGUUCGUGUAUCGGAUUGCGGUGGUGGUUUACCGGACCUCUUGACAAAGCUGAGCGGAUCGCAUGCCCGCCGCGAACAUCGAAGAAAGCAUUCUCAGCCUGUGUCUGAUGCUUUGCUUGCCGCCAUCACUUCAUUCUCCAAUGUACGAAGACGAUUAGAGAUCGAAGAUGAAGAGGUGAGGAAAGCUUCGAUCACCUCACAACACAAAGCGCAAGUAGAUACCGAAGUGAAUGCUUCUUCAUCCACAAAUAGCUCUGAAGAGAGCCACUCCACUUCGCAACGCCCAGACGUAGAAAGUCCAGGAGGUGAAAAAGAAGCUUUGAAAGAAUCAGUCCCACGAAGUUCCCUUACACGACAAGAAACAGGUUUGGGAUUGCCAAUGACUAAAAUCUAUACAGAUUUCUUCGGAGGCAGUCUGAACUUGCGAUCUUUAGAUGGACAUGGAAUGGACGUUUACGUGCGAUUGCCGAAGCUGGGAACAAACAAAGAAGCGAUUGAAGAAAUCGUAUUGUAA